Messenger RNA from Strongylus vulgaris, 742 nucleotides. NCBI's taxonomy places the organism in Eukaryota, Metazoa, Nematoda, Chromadorea, Rhabditida, Strongylidae. The record is from the annotation of a GenBank genome assembly.
AAAAAUGGAAUGCCAUGUGAUUCACUUAGGAAUUGAAACAAGAGAUCAGCUUCUUCUCUACCUUUUUUAAGUAAAUUAAUCUCGUUUCAGUGGGCUUGAGUUGCAACGAGACGCCAGUAGCUUUGCUGCUGGUUUGGGUCGGGAUAUUCGCGAGGCUACACCUAGUCUGGAUGGUGCUAAAGCGCCAGGGGUGAACAUCUUUGUAGGUGAUGACUUCGGUGGCAUGGAUGACGGCGGAGCGCUUUUCCAUGACGUAGGACAUGGCGAAGGUAGUCUGGAUGUCCAAGACGAUCUACAGCUGGGGGCCGCCGCUAAUAAUCUUGGUGGAGUUGCAGAACAGCAGGAAAGCUUUGCACUAGAGCCACUAGAAGCAAGCGCUCUUGACCGCCAACAAGAACGUAGGAGAAGGAAGCGACGACUUAUCAUCGAUGACCAAAAGAAUAUUGGAGGUGACGAAAUGAAAUCAAACAUGGCGGAUUAUUCGGAUACUCUGCAGUCGUUAGAUCUUGCACCACCGACACGUCGGCUCAUGCGCAUGAAGGAGUCUGGCAUUGUCGAGAAGCUUUUCCAUCUUCCAGGAUGUAUCUUUAUGAAAGCGAAACCACUGGUCCGAUUGUAUCAAUCCCAUCUUGUGAUGCGAGCCCGUGUAGAAGAAGUCUUGAAGGCCGAUGAAAUACGAAGGGAGAUGGACAUGUCAGAAACCAUUGACGAUGAGAUUCCUUAUGGAGCCGUAAGUUCUUGA